AUGACAGCCAGACGAGGGCGCCCUCAGGUCAUGGUCUCUGAUAAUGGAACAAACUUCCGGAGCGCUGACAGAGAAUUAAGAGAACUGGUAAAUGAACUUGACCAAGAACGCAUCACCAAUCAUCUUGCAGAGAAAGGUAUUGAAUGGCGGUUCAAUCCUCCCUUAGGAGCCCAUCAUGGAGGCGUCUUUGAGAUCAUGAUAAAAGCUGCAAAGAAAGGGCUCAAGGCAAUCCUGGGAGAGGCAGUGGUGAAUGAUGAGGGGUUUUCAACAGCUGUGGCAGAGGUAGAAGGUCUUCUGAAUGCCCGACCUAUCACCUACUGUGGCCAAGAUCCGAAAGAUGAGAAUGUGUUGACCCCGAACCACUUUUUGAUUGGACAAGCCGGGGGACAACUUGCUCCAGAAGUCACAGAUGAGAUCGCUUUCCAUCCAAGAAAUAGGUGGCGUUAUGUACAGGACUUGGUGAAGAAAGUGUGGAUUCGAUGGCAAAAAGAAUUCCUGUCCUUACUGCACAACAGACCAAAGUGGUUCAGAGUUGAAGAAGACAUUAAACCUGGAGACAUAGUGUUGAUGGCUGAUCCAGCAAAGCCGCGCGGGAGAUGGCCAUUAGGACGAAUUCUAGAGGUCUUCCCGGGAUCUGAUGGCAGGGUCAGAGUUGUUCAAGUCUUUUCAAGAGGAAAAGAAUGGCGACGACCAGUGAGCAAGCUAGUGCAGAUUUUGUCUGCAGACGAAGACGCGAGAAGACCGAUUUUGGAUGAUCGAAACCAGAAGAUGACAUCAUUGGCAGACAAUGGCGAUGAUGAAGACGAAGAGUAG
Messenger RNA from Lineus longissimus, 813 nucleotides. RefSeq lists its product as uncharacterized. Gene Ontology annotation, molecular function: nucleic acid binding. The transcript has a single exon. The record is from RefSeq and is a predicted model, not a curated record. The coding region runs from base 1 to 813 and encodes 270 amino acids. Gene Ontology annotation, biological process: DNA integration. NCBI's taxonomy places the organism in Eukaryota, Metazoa, Nemertea, Pilidiophora, Heteronemertea, Lineidae.